Messenger RNA from Rhodofomes roseus, 1823 nucleotides. RefSeq lists its product as uncharacterized. The coding region runs from base 191 to 1741 and encodes 516 amino acids. The record is from RefSeq and is a predicted model, not a curated record. The transcript is spliced from 4 exons. Gene Ontology annotation, molecular function: protein binding. NCBI's taxonomy places the organism in Eukaryota, Fungi, Basidiomycota, Agaricomycetes, Polyporales, Fomitopsidaceae.
UCUACAGAUUCGUACACUGUACACUUCCUGCACUGUGCGGUUUGAUUUGGCGGACAGCCUCAGUUUCCGAGAAGUUUUUUACUUGAUCACAGGUUGCCAACCAACACCACUUUCCUCCUGUACUUGCGUCGACUGGAGAUUCCAAGGUGUACAGUGAACAUCGACGACACCUCCCAAGCUUGUUCAGCCCAUGUCUUCACCCAAGUCCUACAAGCAUGCCAGGGGAAGGUCUGACACGGUCUCAACGACCACAGCCUCGAGCUCGUUGAUUACGACUUCCUCGACGAUCAUCGGAAUCCGACGCGAGUCCUGGGAUCCAAUGUACAGAGAGGCUGGUACGGACGCCCCCGCCCGAACAGACUGGCUAAAGAGGCUCACAAGAAUCGAACGAGAGCUGGGAAAGAGCGGCGCCAAGCCGGUCCGACCGACCGCUCGCGGCGAGUUGCCCAUCGACAUCUGGGAGCGGGUUCUGAACGAGUUCCAGGACGACCUGCGUGUGCUCUUCGCGUGCGCGUGCGUCUGCCGGGCGUGGUACUCCCACGCGAGCAAGAGCCUCCCGCGGAUCGACGACGUAUGGGAGCUCGCCGGGCGUGCGGACGUGAUGCGCGUGGCAAGGGUGUUUGGGUGGGAGUACCCUUCCGUCCUGAUGCAGCGCAAGUGGCGCGCGGUCGUGGUGAGGGGGAGCGGGCCGACGCACUCGCUGGCGCAUCUCAAGACGUUCGCGGCCGCCUUGGCGAAACAGCUACGUAGGAUCGACGAGCUGGAGGUACAUAGUGGCGUUUGGAUGCCGGGUGCAGUCGACGCGCCAACAUUCGCCCGCUUCUCGAUGUGCAUCGCGCUAUCCAGACUAACCCUCCACGGGGUGACCUUUCCGUCGACUACCAUUGUUGCUAAGCUCGUCUGUGCGCUGCCAAAUCUUGCGAGGCUCUCGAUCGUGGACGUGAAGACUGUCCAGAAGCGCCGAGGACAGGACCUCUGUCUCCCGCAUGGCCGGCCACUGCAACUACGCUGGCUCUUAUUGGAUUCUUCUGAGGUCGGCGACGUCAUCGAAUUUCUGGCUCGUGCUUGCAUUACGCGUGCGAUCACUCAAGCGACACUGGUCGUUAGUGCGGCCGAGCAGGGGUGGCAACCGUGGUCAGAUACAUCAGGCUAUCCCAUCUUCCUUGAAGACGCUAUAGCCCUUGAGAGGCUCACGAUCGAGCUCCGUGACAGGAACAGCCACAAUUUGAGUGUCGCACACACCCUCAGCCUUGCCGCGAGCAGUAGGUUGAAGGAGAUACAGUUCGUGCUAUACCACAGCGUGGACUCCAAGCUUAUGUUCCGCGACUGCAGUGUGUCACUACUGGCUGGCAUGACAUCCAGUUAUCUGCGCAAGAUCGACAUCAAGUUUGUCGUCGAAGACAAGCCUGGUAUGUCUCUUUCCCUCCCUGAUUCCCUAGUACCUCUCAAGAGCAGUGCCGCGCGCUCAGAGGCCAGUAAUCCUCAGCUCCGGCUCAUGAAGGACCUCACGGAGGACCUGGAUCUCUCUGCGCUCGACAAUUUGCUGUCCAACCCGCAAUUUGCAAGUGACCGCUUGGUGGUCAUCGUCUCGCUCGACUACACCUGGCCGGUGAGGGACUCGUACGCCAUCUGGAGGCAGCAUGUCGAGCGGCAGCUCGCGAAAACGAGGGAUAUACGUCCGGUCUUUGUGUGGGUUGAGACUGGAAUUAUCCGAGUGUCCCGUUGGACGGGCCGUUCAUGAACAGCUGUGUACGUGUUCUUGGCGUCCUCGUGUAUCUGAUAGCUCGUCCGUGUCUUCAAAGCAGCGACCACGCUUUCAUGUU